AGUUAGACGGGGCGGGGCUUGAACUGCACGUAGAAUCUGAUCUGUCCCGAACUGCAAAACACUACAUAGAAUUCCUGUUUUCAGCAAUAAAUAAAUAAAUAACACUACAUAGAAGAGUAUCAUUGCUGGAAGUCCAUUAAAGAUAGUUUCCUACACAAUUUAUCAAUCCCGAAUAAGAUAUAUCCUAAAAUGGAAGACGGCAGAGAAACAGCUGCGAUGAGGGAGCAGAAACGGAAGAAUCGACAAAUAGAAUUGGAGAACACAAACAGUGACAUUGGCUUGUGUGGAUGGAUACUGGUGCUGUUCUCCAUUAUCCUCACGUUGCUGACACUGCCUCUCUCCAUAUGGAUGUGCAUUAAGAUAGUGAAAGAAUAUGAGCGGGCAAUUAUCUUUCGUUUGGGACGCAUUUUGCAAGGAGGAGCCAAAGGACCAGGUCUUUUCUUUAUCUUGCCAUGCACAGACAGCUUUAUUAAUGUGGACAUGCGUACUAUCACCUUUGAUAUCCCCCCUCAGGAGGUUCUGACAAAGGACUCUGUGACAGUGAGUGUAGAUGGCGUGGUCUAUUACCGUGUGCAAAACGCCACACUGGCAGUCGCCAACAUCACCAAUGCUGAUGCAGCCACCCGCCUGUUGGCUCAGACCACCCUCAGGAAUGUGCUGGGUACAAAGAACCUGGCAGAAAUCCUUUCUGACCGUGAAGAAAUCGCCCACAGUAUGCAGUCCUCGCUGGAUGAUGCCACAGAUGACUGGGGUAUUAAAGUGGAGCGUGUGGAGAUUAAGGACGUCAAACUGCCCCUGCAGCUCCAAAGGGCUAUGGCGGCCGAAGCCGAAGCCACCAGAGAGGCCAGAGCCAAGGUGAUAGCCGCAGAGGGAGAGAUGAAUGCCUCACGGGCACUGAAGGAGGCGUCCCUUGUGAUCGCAGAGUCCCCCUCCGCUUUGCAGCUGCGCUACCUCCAGACCCUCAACACCAUCGCAGCAGAGAAAAACUCUACUAUCAUUUUCCCUCUGCCUAUAGACAUGAUGCAGUCCUUUAUUAAGCGCUGAGCUGGGGCUGUAGAAUACAGGCACCUACCGUAUAUACACACACAUUCAUACACACACAGAGAUGCAUCCAUGCAGAAGUGAAAAGACCGACAUUAUAUAACAUACACUCAUGUGCAUAUAAUAAACAUAUUUGACAUACACAGUAUAUACAAGUAGCUGUUCUCUGACAGAUGAUCUGUAGAUGUUCCUGGUAUAGGCCCAUUAAGAUGAAGUCUAAUGCGACGUAACAAUAUCCACUUGGCUGGUGAAUUUCAGACUUGUUGUGCAGUGGUUCUCCACUUGAUUAUUUUUUUCAGGACCCAAAUUUCACAUAGGACCUCAAGUGUCGACCCAACACCAUAACAGAAUUGGUUAUCAUACAGAAGUAAAUAAAAAUAAUACAUUUAAUUUCCAUUUUUUUUUUUACAUGGUCCGCAUAGGCACGACAUUAAGCAGAAUUAUUAACAUGAAUAAGAAAAUAUUGUAUUUACUUUGUCAUAUGACUAAGUGACAGUUUGAUUGGACAUACAGAUGUUGAUGUCAACAACAAAAUAUAUGGGAAGCAUUUUAUCCUCCUUUUUAAAGUUUAUAAGCCUAUUUAUUUUGCUAACCUAAUGGUUAGUUACAUUUUAUUAUUUGCAUUAAGCAUUGUAUUUCACCUGCAACCCAUUUUGGGGCACGACUAACAAGUUGACAACCACUGGCGUUGAGGUCAAACAGAUGCAUUGUUUUGUUUUAAACUUCUGUUGGGGAUGUUUUUCAUGCAGAAAAUUCUAAAUGGUGAAUUGGCCUUAAUGAAUUGUGUAUAUAAGCCUACUAUCUCUCUGGCUAUCAUAGAGACAGUACAUUGUGCUUAAUUAAAAUCUCAUAGAUAUUAAAUAUGUAGGUCUAUUGUGAUUGUUUGGUUUUUCUUUUCAGUUGUUGAUUUAUGGAACAUCCCCUGGUUAUAUGAGUGUAUGUCUGUGUGUGUGUUUCAAGCAUGUGUAACCAAGCCAAAUAAGCCAUAAACCAUCUAAAGAGAUAUUUGGAUAGUACCAGAUUUCAAGACAUACAAGACAUAAGAUUUUUCUUGCUGAGAACCUUUAUUAAUGCUGUCUAACAAUGUGAAGCCUUAAGCCAUAUUCAUUUAGAUUAUUGAAUCAAUAUUAACAGGUUUACAUGAUGCUGGUUGUUUUUUAAAACCACAGUGGAUUAGAGAUCUAGUGUUUAUAUAUAAAUUUAAUAUGCAAAUUGUAUUACUUUUUGAUUUUUAAGGUCUUCCCUCUCAUUUCAGAUCAUUUUGUCUGUUAGACAUUUCAUACAUGUAAAAUAAUCUUUCAAUUAAGGCUGAAAAGGUUUUUGUAUAUAAUUAGUCUUUGUUGCUUCAAAAAUCAAAGGAUGGAAUUACAGACUCAAAAUGUAAAUGAUUUGGGUGUAUGUGGUGCUGCGUAGAAGCUUAUAAAGGGUAUAUGGGUAAAGGGUAUUAUCCAAAUGUCUGUAUCUUCAUCCUGUAUCGGUCUAUUACAAUUCUAUAUAUUACAUUACAGAUUCUGUCAUUUAACUGAUAUAUUUUGAAUAUCACUUUUUAUUUUUUUUGCCAGUUCACUAUGUACGUUGUAAUAUUGAAUGUUGUUUUGAUGUGUGAUGUCUUAUUCCCUUUAGUUUAGCAUAUCAUAAUAUGCAAUAUUGUCCAUUUCAAAACUUAAAAGUACACAAACUCUUUACCUUUACAAAAGUGUUGUUUUGUUUUUUCCCCCUAGUAUGCUAUUAACGACUGUUUAACGAAGAACUCUCUGGAAACCUUUGGGGUUAUGGUUCUUUAUUGUAAUAGUAGGAAAACAGAAUCAUUUGUCUACAGAAGGAUUUGCACAGGCAAAGCAGCAGUGUCUGUAUUAACUCCUUAAAAUAACCUUUGAGUCUCCAUUCCAGCAAAUAUCAAAAGCAACCUUUGCAUGGUGUGGGGUCUGCCAUUUCCACUGAUCAUUAGGCAUUUAACCUACCCUUAUGUUAACAAUUAUCCAAUCUAGACUCCAGAAAUAGCCAGAAGACAGGCUUGUUUCCAUCUUAACAUUGCAUAUGUAGAAUAAGGCAUCCUAGAAAAAUAAUCACAUACCUGACCAAUGCCAAAACAAGUCUCUAUUCCACUCUGACAUUCUGAAAUAAUUAUGUUUUCAAUUAAAAAGCACUUAAACAAUU
This is a messenger RNA of Myxocyprinus asiaticus (Chinese sucker), 3198 nucleotides long. Its product is annotated as stomatin-like. Gene Ontology annotation, cellular component: plasma membrane. The coding region runs from base 190 to 1044 and encodes 284 amino acids. NCBI's taxonomy places the organism in Eukaryota, Metazoa, Chordata, Actinopteri, Cypriniformes, Catostomidae. The record is from RefSeq and is a predicted model, not a curated record. The transcript is spliced from 7 exons.